UGGUUAGCUACCUCUAUAGGACGACGUUGAUGAUAUUAUAAUGACAAUUGCUCUGGAAUGAGAAGAGAUCUUCUCCUUGCCAGCCCAGGUAUUUACCUAGUAGUUGGCGAAUACCAGAUAUGAACAAAUAGGAAUCAAUUCUGGGCGUCGGAUGGGGCCCUUCCAUGGGUUGUGAAAAGAGUCAAGUCCCAAUCGGCUACCUGCCAAGGCAAGCCACAUUUGUCUGGACAGCAAUACGGGAGGCUUAACCCUCUGCCAUUUCCAACAGUCAGUUAGGCACCCAUGCUACAGAGACGGUGAGGCAAGGUUAUAUACUCAUGACAUUUACCGUUUCGACCAUCAUAUUUCUACCACUUUCAUUCCUUUCGUCUCUUUUCGCCCUGGACGUUGCCUCUUUUCAACAAGCACCACCUUGGGCGCUUCUGACAAUAUUUCUGGUAUCCUUUGCCAUCAGUGUUCCCCUAGCAUCGUGCGUUAUAUGGUGGGAACAGCUCGUGGAAUACCGCCAGAGGCAAAGAGAACGCCCCCCGAAGCGAAGAGGAUGGCAAACUGAGCCUCAAAAUGAUGCCGAAGAUAGGGAGUACAGCAAUGAAUCGAAUAUAGGGCUAGUCAAAGAGAAGAUCACCGACAUCAUGAAGCUCCCCACGAACCUUCAGUUCCGUCAGCCGCGGAGAGGGUCUUAUACAUUGGAAGUAGGAAUCAUCACAAGCAACCGGGACCCUGAGGAUGAUCACAUGUAUUAGCUAUCCAAGUGCCCAGUAACGUAUUACGCAAAUCACCGUGUCUACAACUGGUAUCACUAUUUAGCCACCGGCUUGUU
This is a messenger RNA of Hypoxylon fragiforme, 820 nucleotides long. RefSeq lists its product as uncharacterized. The transcript is spliced from 3 exons. The record is from RefSeq and is a predicted model, not a curated record. Lineage: Eukaryota; Fungi; Ascomycota; Sordariomycetes; Xylariales; Hypoxylaceae. Bases 318 to 743 code for a protein of 141 amino acids.